AUGUGUCAAAGGAAGUAUGCCUUAGAGCUUAUUGCUGAAUCAGGUUUAGGGGGAGCAAAACCUGCAGGUACUCCUCUAGAGUUCAACCAAAACCUCACUUCUGAGGAAUAUGACAAGUCUGUUAAGAAGGGCACUCAAGAGGAUCUCCUCAAGGAUCCAGGGCCUUAUCAGAGACUUGUGGGAAGACUAAUCUAUCUCACUAUGACUCGACCUGACUUAGGAUUUGUUGUUCAAGUACUAAGUCAGUUUAUGCACAGACCAGAGGUUUCACACAUGGAAGUUGCCCUUAGAGUAGUAAGAUAUGUUAAAGAGGAACCAGGUCUGGGCUUGUUCAUGCUUGCUCAGAACACCAAUCAGUUACUGGCAUACUGUGACUCAGAUUAG
Messenger RNA from Nicotiana attenuata, 384 nucleotides. RefSeq lists its product as uncharacterized. The record is from RefSeq and is a predicted model, not a curated record. The transcript has a single exon. Bases 1 to 384 code for a protein of 127 amino acids. NCBI's taxonomy places the organism in Eukaryota, Viridiplantae, Streptophyta, Magnoliopsida, Solanales, Solanaceae.